This is a messenger RNA of Acanthosepion pharaonis, 837 nucleotides long. The record is from the annotation of a GenBank genome assembly. NCBI's taxonomy places the organism in Eukaryota, Metazoa, Mollusca, Cephalopoda, Sepiida, Sepiidae.
AUGGUCAUCUCCCUGUCGCUUAAAGAAAAAAAAAUUGCUGAUAACUCACCUCGGAAACCAUUGGUCAGCGUUCAUAAGCAACAUUCAGGAAGGAAGAUGGCUAUCUACCCACCGGUCAAAAGAAGAACAAUUGCUGAUAACCCUCCUCCGAAUUCACUGGUCAACGUCCAUAAGCAUCAUUCAGAAAGAGGAUGGUCAUCUCCCUGUCGCUUAAAGAAAAAAAUUGCUGAUAACUCACCUCGGAAACCAUUGGUCAGCGUUCAUAAGCAACAUUCAGGAAGGAAGAUGGCUAUCUACCCACCGGUCAAAAGAAGAACAAUUGCUGAUAACCCUCCUCCGAAUUCACUGGUCAACGUCCAUAAGCAUCAUUCAGAAAGAGGAUGGAAGGAAGAUGGCUAUCUACCCACCGGUCAAAGAAGAACAAUUGCUGAUAACCCUCCUCCGAAUUCACUGGUCAACGUCCAUAAGCAUCAUUCAGAAAGAGGAUGGUCAUCUCCCUGUCGCUUAAAGAAAAAAAAAAUUGCUGAUAACUCACCUCGGAAACCAUUGGUCAGCGUUCAUAAGCAACAUUCAGGAAGGAAGAUGGCUAUCUACCCACCGGUCAAAAGAAGAACAAUUGCUGAUAACCCUCCUCCGAAUUCACUGGUCAACGUCCAUAAGCAUCAUUCAGAAAGAGGAUGGUCAUCUCACUGUCGCUUAAAGAAAAAAAUUGCUGAUAACUCACCUCGAAACCAUUGGUCAGCGUUCAUAAGCAACAUUCAGGAAGGAAGAUGGCUAUCUACCCACCGGUCAAAAGAAGAACAAUUGCUGAUAACCCUCCUCCGAAUUCACUGGUGA